Molecule: messenger RNA, 1826 nt
Organism: Dicentrarchus labrax (European seabass)
Lineage: Eukaryota; Metazoa; Chordata; Actinopteri; Moronidae
Exons: 10
Coding region: 21-1826 (601 amino acids)
Biological process (GO): microtubule-based movement
Molecular function (GO): ATP binding; microtubule binding; microtubule motor activity
Source: RefSeq, a predicted model, not a curated record
UCCAAGGCAAAGGAACCGUCAUGACCUACAUGUUUGAGGAGCGGGUGAAUAUCUGCAGGUUCUGGGAUCCUCAGUCGGGGGUCUGGCUGCUGCUGCCACUGCAGUGGGAAGUAAACGUUGAGUUCGUCAAAGCUCGAGUCCAAAGAGUCAUGUCCACUCUGCCAGGUCUGGUGGACCAGAAGGAGAUCACUGCAGCACUCAGACAGUGCAACUAUGACCCUGAAGAGGUCAUCUCGGUCUACCUCACCAUGUUUGGAGAAAUCCUUCUGCAGGCGUCUCCAGGCGGCGAUCACAACUACACCGACCUCAACUCCUUCAGAGCCCUCCUGGAGCGGGACCGGGUCAUAGAGGAUCUGAGGCAGAAACUCCAGACCAAAGAAAAGGAGGUGGACGAUCUCUUCCAGAAGAACAGCUACCUUGCGAGGGAAGUACGAUACCUUAGUGAAGUCAUCCAGCACCUGAACCAGAAGUUGGCCGAGCUUGAGGCUGACCAGCAGGAGGCACGAGAGAAGAUCCGUUCCCUCCUCAGUCGCCGGGCUCCUGCUGUCCCACCGGUCAAAACCAUCACCAAGCCCGCCGUUGAACCAGACCAACUCCGCCAAGUGAGCCGACUAACCCGUGAACUGAAUGUCAGCAACAAGCAGCUUCGAUCCACAGUUGGCCAGGCGCUGACCGACAUGAAGAACCAGCUGGAGCAGCUGAAGGGCACUAUGGGCAAGUUGACCCAGGUGGAGCAGGUGGCGGCAGGGGAGGUGGAGGAGCUGCGAUCCCUUUACAGGAAGGAGGCGGUGGAGAGGAAGAGCCUGUACAACAAGCUGCUGGAGCUUCAAGGAAACAUCAGGGUGUUCUGUCGCUGCAGGAAGACCUCGACCUCCGGCUCCUGUGUGGAGAAAACCGACGACCAGGAGGUGGUGGUUGUCCAGAAGGGAAGCAGGAAGAAGUUCCAGUUUGACAAGGUCUACUCUCAGAGCAGCACACAGGAGGAGGUGUUUGCAGGAACUCUGCCAGUGAUAACUUCCUGUGUGGAUGGAUAUAACGUCUGUAUACUGGCCUAUGGACAAACCGGCUCAGGAAAGACAUACACCAUGAUGGGCAGCAAGGAAAACCCCGGAGUCAACAUCAGGUCAAUACGAGAACUGCUACGCAUCUGUGGAGAAAAAGAGAAGGUCUCCUACACUCUGAAGAUUUCAAUGUUGGAGAUUUACAACGACAGUUUGAAAGACCUUUUGACCAAAAGCACCGGCGCUGCUCUGGACAUCAGAGUCCAGGGGAAGUCAGUGUCUGUCCCAGGACUGACCCAGAUCCAGGUCCAGACCGAGGCCGACAUCCUCAACGUCAUGGAGACGGGUGAAAAGAACAGAAAGAUCGCCUCGACCAAGAUGAACACACAGAGUUCUCGGUCUCACCUGGUGGUGGCGCUGGAGGUGGAGGGCUCAGACGAGGUGUCUGGACUGACGUCUCGCGGGACGCUGACCUUGUGUGAUCUCGCUGGAUCUGAGCGGAUCUCCAAGACCGAAGCUGAGGGUCAAAGGCUGGUGGAGGCGGCCGCCAUCAAUAAAUCCCUGACAGCACUGGGACAGGUGUUCAGUGCUCUGAAGUGUAACGCCCUCCACGUCCCGUUCAGGAACUCUAAACUCACCCACCUCCUGCAGCCCUGCCUGAGCGGCGACGCGAAGUGCUGUGUGUUUGUGAAUGUGAGUCCAGACGUUAACGACACGGUGGAAACGCUGAGCACGCUGCAGUUCGGUUCCUCCAUACGGCAGGUUGCACUCGGAAAAGCAACGAAGAACAUCGUACCGGCUAAAAACAACAAGACCGUCAAGUAG